Diceros bicornis minor is the source of this 951-nucleotide messenger RNA. RefSeq names its product olfactory receptor 5L1-like. The transcript has a single exon. The coding region runs from base 1 to 951 and encodes 316 amino acids. The record is from RefSeq and is a predicted model, not a curated record. Gene Ontology annotation, cellular component: membrane. NCBI's taxonomy places the organism in Eukaryota, Metazoa, Chordata, Mammalia, Perissodactyla, Rhinocerotidae. Gene Ontology annotation, biological process: sensory perception of smell; G protein-coupled receptor signaling pathway. Gene Ontology annotation, molecular function: olfactory receptor activity; G protein-coupled receptor activity; odorant binding.
AUGGGGGAGGAGAACUGUACCACUGUGACAGAGUUCAUUCUUCUUGGAUUAUCAGAUGCCCCUGAGCUGAGAGUCUUUCUCUCUCUUCUGUUCCUUUUCAUCUAUGGAGUCACAGUUUUGGGCAACCUGGGCAUGAUUGCACUGAUUCAGGUCAGCUCUUGCCUUCACACCCCCAUGUACUUUUUCCUCAGCCACUUGUCCUUUGUGGAUUUUUGCUAUUCCACAGUCAUCGUGCCAAAGAUGCUGUCCAGUAUCUUAAACAAGGAAAAAACCAUCUCCUUCCUGGGAUGCAUGGUGCAAUUCUACUUGUUUUGCACAUGUGCAGUCACUGAGGUUUUCCUGCUGGCUGUGAUGGCUUAUGACCGCUUCUUGGCCGUCUGCAGCCCACUGCUGUACAUGGUCUCCAUGUCCCGGAAACUUUGUAUGGUGCUGGUUUCUGGCUGCUACCUCUGUGGAACUGUGUGUUCUCUGGUUCACUUGUGUUUAGCUCUUGAAAUCCCAUCUUAUAGGUCAAAUGUAGUCAACCACUUCUUUUGUGAUUUACCCCCUCUUUUUACUCUUGCUUGCUAUGACAUCUCUAUUAAUGAAUUCAUAGUGUUCUUUGUGGUCGUUUUCAAUGAGAUUGUUACCAUAAUGAUCAUCUUCACCUCCUACUUAUUUAUUCUCAUCACCAUCCUGAGGAUGCGCUCUGCAGAGGGAAGGCACAAAGCCUUUUCUACCUGUGCCUCCCACCUCACAACCAUUGUUGUCUUGCAGGGAACAAUACUUUUCAUUUAUUGCAGACCCAGUUUAAGCAACAGUAUGGAUACUGACAAAGUGGCCUCAGUGUUCUACACUGUAGUGAUUCCCAUGCUGAACCCCCUGAUCUACAGCCUGAGGAACAAGGAUGUGAAAGGAGCUCUCAAGAAAGUGUUGGGAUCCAAAUUGCCUUUUGAAAAACUGUUUUCUUAG